Molecule: messenger RNA, 550 nt
Organism: Emiliania huxleyi CCMP1516
Lineage: Eukaryota; Haptophyta; Isochrysidales; Noelaerhabdaceae
Exons: 1
Source: RefSeq, a predicted model, not a curated record
AUGCCCUUUCUCCAAGUCGACCUUGGGCGCGGCGUCCGCGAGAAGGUGCCCGUUGCACCAAACACCACGCUCCGCGAGGUGCUCUCAGCGGCCUGCACAAAACGCGGCCUCGACGUGGCGACGCGAGGCCUCCGGCACGGCCGCACACGCAAACACCUCGACCUGUCGAUCACAUUCCGCCUCUCUGGGCUUGACAACAACGCGCUCAUCGAGGUGGUUGAGGACGGACAUACCGCCCCGCGCGGUAGCAGCCAGGCGCCGUGCCGGGUCGCCGUCCAGCUGGAGUCGGGCGACCGCCGCACUGGGUCACUCGGCGAUGAGAGCAGCCUGCUAGAGGUGGUGCGCGCGCUCUGCCCCGAACAGCUGGCCGACGGCGCCAUGCCAGCCGGACACGCGCCUGCGAUCCUCUACGGAGGCUCGGGCGACCUCCGCGUCGUCGCGACCGGCGAGGAUCAGCUGCGUAGCACGACACUUGCCAGCCUCGGCGUCGCGAGGGGCAGCGCAGUACUCGUGCGCUUCGUCUCCCUCCCAGCCGAGGGCGGCCCCGAGG